Molecule: messenger RNA, 1378 nt
Organism: Arachis ipaensis
Lineage: Eukaryota; Viridiplantae; Streptophyta; Magnoliopsida; Fabales; Fabaceae
Gene: SEC22
Product: Synaptobrevin family protein
Biological process (GO): endoplasmic reticulum to Golgi vesicle-mediated transport; retrograde vesicle-mediated transport, Golgi to endoplasmic reticulum
Molecular function (GO): SNAP receptor activity
Source: RefSeq, a predicted model, not a curated record
UAAGGAGCAUUUAAUCGGGUCCCCUGAGACACGUAGUCACGGAGAGAGAGUGUAGAAAGAAAGAAAGAAAGAAAGAAAGAGGACCCUAAUUCCACAAACAGAGAAGAGAAAGACACUCGCAGCGGUGGCACCGGCGCAUUCCCAGUCGGAAUUAGCAUUUUGCGGCGGCGAUCUCUUCCUCUCCGUCUCUCUCCCUCUCGAGCCAGUUCCACCACGUUUUCUGGGACAGAUCCAGGAUCUGAUGUCAAUUUUGGGGCCAAAAUUACAAAUUGUAUUUUGGAUUUGUUACAAAGGUAUAGACUGUAAAAGAUGGUGAAGUUGACUAUGAUUGCCCGUGUCACUGACGGCCUUCCACUAGCUGAAGGACUGGAUGAUGGUCGCGAUCUUAAAGAUGCUGAAUUCUACAAACAGCAAGUUAAGGCUUUAUUUAAGAAUCUCUCAAGAGGGCACAAUGAGGCGUCGAGGAUGUCAAUUGAAACUGGCCCUUAUGUCUUCCAUUAUAUAAUAGAAGGACGUGUAUGUUACUUGACAAUGUGUGAUCGUGCAUACCCUAAGAAACUAGCUUUUCAAUAUCUUGAAGAGCUAAGGAACGAGUUUGAGCGUGUUAAUGGAUCUCAAAUUGAAACUGCUGCCAGACCUUAUGCCUUCAUUAAGUUUGACACAUUUAUACAGAAAACAAAGAAACUUUACCAGGAUACCCAUACACAGCGCAAUAUUUCAAAGUUGAAUGAUGAACUCUAUGAAGUCCACCAGAUAAUGACUCGAAAUGUGCAGGAAGUUCUUGGUGUUGGCGAACAAUUGGACCAGGUCAGCCAAAUGUCCAGCCGUUUAUCAUCAGAAUCCCGCAUGUAUGCUGAUAAGGCUAGGGAUUUAAAUCGACAGGCUCUAAUUCGGAAGUGGGCUCCUGUUGCUAUUGUUUUCGGAGUUGUCUUCGUCCUUUUCUGGCUCAAAAACAAACUUUGGUGAUCAAGCACAGUAUAUUAGGUUUUAAACCCAGGAUUUUGCUGCGCUGUGGCUUCUUGCUUUUCACACAUGAUUGUCAAGACUUGCACAGAUCGGUGAGAAACUCUUAUAUGUGUAGAUGAUGCCUACUUGUGUGGACACUCAGUUUAGGAUAAAAGAAAAGAAAGAAAAAGAAAAAGAAAAGAAGGGAUUAUCGUGUUUGUUACGUCAGGCUAACUGGAACAGGAAUCUUCUAGCCUUAUGUUAUUGUUAAGUAGUAAAGAUAUGAGAAACUUGAGGUCCUUGUGGAUGCAUAUAGAUAUUUCUUUAGUAUUUUCAGGAUUAUUCUGUCGAUGAGUUACAUUGAUCCAUUCGCUUUAGAUGUCUACAUUGACAUUGCAGAUGAUUUUGAAUUACAUUUAUGAUUUCAAUUACU